Cydia splendana is the source of this 1460-nucleotide messenger RNA. RefSeq names its product ubiquitin-conjugating enzyme E2 W. Bases 84 to 548 code for a protein of 154 amino acids. Lineage: Eukaryota; Metazoa; Arthropoda; Insecta; Lepidoptera; Tortricidae. The transcript is spliced from 6 exons. The record is from RefSeq and is a predicted model, not a curated record.
GUUGCCAAUGUAGAAAAUACAAUGUUGAAUGUUCAAAAGUUUUUUUUUGUGUGGUAACAUCAUAUGUCUAAAUUGGAAUACAAAUGGCGGCUAUGUCCCCGUCUGAGCGGAGAUUACAAAAAGAACUAAUGUCCCUGAUGAGGGAGCCUCCACCGGGAGUCACCGUGGACGGAGAUCAGGCCAGCCAAAAUCUAACACUGUGGACAGUACACAUGGAAGGCGUCCCCGGCACCCUGUACGAGGGGGAGAAAUUCGUCCUCCAGUUCAAAUUCACCAACAAGUACCCCUUCGACUCCCCAGAGGUCACAUUCAUAGGCAACAACAUCCCCAUACACCCGCACGUGUACUCCAACGGGCACAUUUGCCUGUCUAUUUUAACGGACGACUGGUCGCCGGCGCUAUCCGUACAAUCAGUCUGUCUGUCCAUCGUAUCUAUGCUAUCGAGCUGCAAGGAGAAGAAACGGCCACCAGACAACUCGUUUUACGUCAAAACAUGCAGCAAAAAUCCUAAGAAAACGAAAUGGUGGUAUCACGACGACUCCGUGUAACCAGUAAGCACGUUGGCUGUAUCGCGCAUGGACGAUAUGUGGUUAGUGCCAGUGUCGAGUGUACAUACUUAUAUAGCGGGGCGCCGCGGGCUAUCGGUCGCGUUUUGUAUACAGAUACUACUCAUUAAAUAUUGGAAAAUUAAAAUAUAGGGUUAAAGCAUAACUACAAGUUUUAUAGUUAAAAAGGAAUCGCCACAUUUGUCGACGCCGAAUCGAUUUAAACCGAUUAGGGUAGGCUCUGAAGACGCUACGACCGUUGAGUCGACAUCGGUAACAUGGAUUUCGCUUUGAUACAUGGGGUGACACGGUGACACCUACUGAUGUUUUCUAUUCCCAAAAGGGAAACUUGUGAUAUAUUCUAGAAUUGUCCGAAAACAUUUUCAACUUUUUGAACUUCCGUUUCUCUUCUCUGACACCGUAAUGAUUAUUUUGUCGGGACUAAGUAUAAUUUUACAAAACCAAUGGUUCCAUCUAGACAUAAACUUGUCACACAUAAUAGAUUCAAUGCAACCUUUUGUUGUCCCAGUUUUAAUACAUUGGCAACAAGGAGUUGAAUUUCAGUACCAUUUUGUACCUUGUCACAUCCCUAGCAAAAAAAUAUUGCUCAAGUGAUUCAUAAAAAUUAGUUUAUCAACGUCUUAUGUUGAUGAAAAUAAAGACUUAAAUUGUAUUAUAAAAAAAGUAAUAAUCGAUAAUGAUAUAUACAUAUUUCUAUACAAAACACGACCGACAUUACCAAUGGGAAAUCGUAUUUUGUCAGUGCUAAAUAAAUGUAAGUAGCAUAAUAGGAUAUGAAAUCAAAUAAAUGUACUGCUUAGAUCCGGAAAAAUUGUUUGUCGAAUUAUAAUUGUAUAUAAUUAUUGAUUAUAUUUAUGAUGCAACCAGAAACAUGAUCAAUUGAUCGUUAUACUA